This is a messenger RNA of Adineta steineri, 1827 nucleotides long. The record is from the annotation of a GenBank genome assembly. NCBI's taxonomy places the organism in Eukaryota, Metazoa, Rotifera, Eurotatoria, Adinetida, Adinetidae.
AUGUUUACUCCUCCAUUUGAAUCAAAAGACAGAAGAGCGCAUGAAUAUGAGCGAAUCGAUGGUUCUUAUGAUGGUUCAAUAGGAACAACAUCAACAUCAACAACAACAAAUUAUCACACAGCUAUAGCUCCUCGUGUUAAUAAUGUACAACGAGUGCGUGGAUCAGCUUUAAACAGGAGUGGUGGAGGUGUUAUGACACGUGUAUACCAAUCAGUUCAAUCAGGUGGUGCUAGCAGUAGUGGUAAUUUUGGUCCUGGUCUUGCUUCUUUAGCAAAUUUUCCUGGUGUACCAAUGCGUGGUGGUGGUGGAUCAGGUGUAAAUACUGCUGUAGUUGGUUUCAAUGUAGAGCGUAAUCGUGAUAAACGUGAUCUUGUACAAUUGAAUGAUAAAUUUGCACAAUAUAUAGAAAAAGUACGAUUUUUAGAAGCACAAAAUCGAAAAUUAGUACUUGAAUUAGAAGCAUUACGUAAACGUUCAGGACAUGGUUCAUCACGUAUUAAAGAAAUGUAUGAUAUUGAAAUGGGUGAAGCCAAUAAACUUAUUGAAGGUACAAGACGUGAUGCUGCUGCUGCUAAUGUUAAAAGUCAACAAGCUGAACAACAACUUAAACGACAAAAAGCACAAUAUACUGAAAUAUCUGGCGUAAGAGAAACUGAUCGAAAAGAACUUGAUGCUCUUCAACGACAAAUUGCUGAAAAUGAAGCUCAAAUAUCAUUAUUUCGUCGUCGUAUAGCUGAUCUUGAAGAUGAAGCCCGUCGAUAUAAAGGUGAAAGUCAACGUAUUACAGCAGAAAUUUCACGUCUUUCAAAUGAAAUUCAAAAUGAAAGAUUUCUCAAAUCAUCAUGUGAAGUAGAAAAAUUAGCAUUGGAUGAUGAAUUAAUAUCAGUAAAACAUAUGCAUGAAGCUGAUUUAGCUGAUGUUCGUUCUAAAAAUGUUUCAAAUGAUCUUGAUCCAUCACAUUUCUUUCGUAAUGAAUUAUCACAAGCUAUACGUGAAAUUCGUAAUGAUUUUGAAAAUGUUGUUGAUGGUCAACGUAAUGAUAUGCAAAGUCGUUAUUCAUUAUUAUAUAAUGAACUUGUUGUUCGUCAACAACGACCAGAAACAAAUCCAUUAUAUGAUGAACAACAACGUCGACAUGAAGAACGUGUUCGUUCAGAAAUUUUAGAAACACAAAAUCAAAGUGGUUAUAUUCGUGCAAAAAAUCAAGAUUUUAAAAAUCGUAUUGAAGAAUUAACAAGAAAACUUAAUUCAGCACGUGAAGAAAGUGGUCAAUCACAAGCUCGAAGAGACAGAGAUCUUGAAGAAGCACGUCGUCGAUUAGAAAUAGCCAAUGCUAAUUUUAAUGAAGUAUCAAAUUUGAAAACUUCACUCGAAAAAGAAAUUGGUACCUACCGUGAUUUACUUGAAAGUCAAACGGGUCUUCGAGGAUAUGUCGAUCGAAUUGUACAACAUGCUGAACAACAAGCACUUGAUAAUCCUAGUAGUGGUGGUCGUGGUGGUGGUAGUGGUGGUGGUGCAGGAGGAAGUGGAGGAGCAAUAUCGUCGAUUACUCGCACUUUUGUUAAUACAACUGGUUCAAAUUAUGGUUAUGGAGGUUCAAUUAUAGGUGGUGGUAGUAGUGGUGGCGGCGGUGGUGGUGGUGGUGGUGGUUCAAGAGGUUCAGUUAUAGGUUCAAGUGCAAGUUCAGGUGGUGCUAUGAGAAGUCUUAUUUCUCAAUCUAAUCGACCAACAUCAGCUGGUUAUCAAACAAUUUCAAGUGGUAUUAGAACUACAGUACGUGAUGGUGGUUUUCAUGAUUCUACUCCACGACGAACUCAAGAUUAUUAA